Hemiscyllium ocellatum (epaulette shark) is the source of this 2527-nucleotide messenger RNA. RefSeq names its product methenyltetrahydrofolate synthetase domain containing (gene mthfsd). Gene Ontology annotation, cellular component: cytoplasm. The record is from RefSeq and is a predicted model, not a curated record. The transcript is spliced from 8 exons. Gene Ontology annotation, molecular function: RNA binding. NCBI's taxonomy places the organism in Eukaryota, Metazoa, Chordata, Chondrichthyes, Orectolobiformes, Hemiscylliidae. Bases 207 to 1436 code for a protein of 409 amino acids.
GGUGCGGAAACACGUAUCGGUCGCGGGGGAGGGCAGAGUGGAACUAACAAUUGCUACACUUACCCGUGACGUCGCCAAUUGUGACGCUCAUCGGAUACUUUGUACAUUCGCUUCUUCAGUCGGAAACAAUGUCAGUUUAAAGGCACAGGCACCGCAUUACUUCUGUUGGCAAAUGGUUAAUCUGAACUAGUUCAGGGAAUAAAAACAUGGAGCCUGCAAUCAAAUUGAAGCCUGGUGUCUCCAAGUGGGACAUUCGCCAGAAAGUUUGGGAUUAUAUGGAAGAAAACAAUUUGGCAAACUUCCCAAGACCGGUUCACCACAGAAUUCCUAAUUUCAAGGGAGCUGCCCAAGCUGCAAAAAAUUUGCCAAAUUUGCAAGAGUUCAAAAAUGCAAGGAUCAUCAAAGUAAAUCCCGACAAACCCCAGGAAAAUGUCCGUUUGCUCACACUGGAAGCCAGAAAGACGUUGUUGGUUCCAACUCCUCGGCUCAGGACUGGACUGUUCAACAAAAUCAUCCCACCCCCUGGGGCCUCGAAGGAGGUGGUACGUGUGUGUUCUACUGCUCAGGGAGUGAAAGAUUUCAGCGUACCGAUUGGACUUGAUGCAAACAUUCAUGUGGACCUGGUUGUUGUGGGAUCUGUAGCUGUAUCAGAGAAAGGAUGGAGAAUUGGAAAAGGCGAGGGCUUUGCUGACCUGGAAUAUGCGAUGAUGGUAUCAAUGGGAGCAGUUGAUGAGAACACAGUUGUUGUCACCACAGUGCAUGACUGUCAGUUGCUUGAUAUCCCAGAAGAGCUGAUGGACAGCCAUGAUCUCACUGUAGACUACAUCCUUACACCUAGCAGAGUGAUAAAAACAAACUGCAGCUGUUCCAAGCCUCAAGGAAUUAUUUGGUCAAAGGUGGAUUCAAAUAUGAUGGAAAAAAUUCCAAUCCUUAAAAGCCUUCAGUUCAGGGAACAAAAAGCAGGAAAGGAUGUUGCUCUGAAGGAGGAAAGGCACGCAGAGGAAGAACUCCAGAGGCUAUUAGACAAAAGAAUAUCGUCCGGGAAAAGUGGAGGUGCUACCAAAGUUAAAACUAAUGUAAUGGAAAUAGCCAGAAAUACUGAAGCUAGUGAAGAACAUGAGCCUAGCUGUAAAAACCAGCUUAAUGCUCCAACCAGAGUUACUACAAUUUAUAUGGGUAACCUACCUCAUAAUCUGAGGGUCAGUGAAUUAAAGAAUACCUUAAGAGAGCACAAUGCAGUUCCAUUGCGUCUGAAUUGGCAGGGGGCCCAACACAGGGCUUUUCUUGAUUACAAGGAUGAGGGCACUGCAGAAGAAGCUCUAACCUCCCUUACUGGGCUAAGUAUAAGUGGGAGUGUGAUUAGAGUUGAACUUGCCAAGAGUCAAAGAGGCAAUAGAUCUAAAAUUCAAAUCACUGAAAAACCAAGCAGCCAGUAAUCUGAUUGAGUACCAAAAAUGUUGGCAGCAAAUUUCACACGUAAAUUUGUUUUAAAAGAAUUGAUCAUGUUGAGAAGUGCAGGGUGCAACAAAGGCAGCUUAUUUGUAAUUUGAUUUUACAUGUCGUGCCUCAUUUGGACAUGAAAGACCAGUUGAACAAUAUGAAAGAAUACAUAUUCAUGAACAGCCAAUGAAAUUAGAUGCAUUUGAGCAUAGAAAGCAUCUAUUCUGUUGUGAUACAGGUAUUAUUGACCAGAUACUAUGAUCUGGAUGUGAUAUCUGACAUAAAAUGAUUACCUCUGUAAAUAUUGGAAAGCACAUGAAAUACUGCAGAGGGCUGUUGUGAUAGUGUCCCCCCACUUCUGGGUCAGGAGACCAGGUUCAAGUCACACCUGCUCCAAAUGUGGGAUAUAACAUUCCUGAACAGAUUAAUUGAUUGAAAAUAUGUUUGAAAUAUUGCAACAGACAUUGCAUUUAGUUUCCUUUCAGCCUAAUAGAAAACAUCGAAUGCAAAUUAGUGGCUUUGCACUCACAAGAUUAAUUGAUAUACAAGCGAACAUAAAUCAUAAUUUUUUUAUUAUUGAUACUAUUUAAGUUUACUCCCUACAGAUUAUAAGAUUCAAUAAUUUUCUGAUGUCCACCUGUUUACGUUAAGAAUUUAUGGAAUCCAGUAGCUUUGCUGUUAACAUUAGAAAUAUGGUCUGUUAGAACUUGACUACAAUAGGAUUUGUUUUAUGUACCUUAAGUGGCCAGAAUGCUCUUAACAAAAAUAGGUGAUACAGACCAUUCAGGAACCAUUUUCUCAAAGGAAAUGAAUCUCGUGGGAGACCUUGUGAAAGCUAUUUCACAAGCAGGGCCAUGGUACAGCCCAUUGAUGUGGACUUGGAGUGGAAAAGGGUUUCACUGGCUUACUCUUGGUAACAGUCAUAUAGGUCAGAUGCCAACAUGUCAGACAAGAAAUCACACUGGAGGAGUUGCAUUGAGUCCAUUGUCGCUAGUUUAAGGCAGAAGUCAAAAAAGUGCUUCACAACUGAAAAAGCAAAGGUGUAAAGUGAAUGAAAAGGCAUCCAAUAAAUCCAUGUCCAAAGUAA